AUGGUCAAGUCGUUUGGGAGGAGUUUGAGGGAACAUCUGUGAUACAAUAUGAUGACAGACAGACAAGACAUUCGCAUACACAGACUAACACCGCAACCCGAAUUAUACUUCUCCGUUCUCGUAACCACGCCUGGUUGGGCGAUAGAAGGUGGAUUGUUCUGGAUGGGAUUUCCAGAUCAAACCACCGAUAUUCCUACUAUCGAUUAA
Molecule: messenger RNA, 207 nt
Organism: Leptosia nina
Lineage: Eukaryota; Metazoa; Arthropoda; Insecta; Lepidoptera; Pieridae
Source: the annotation of a GenBank genome assembly